Trypanosoma cruzi is the source of this 1083-nucleotide messenger RNA. RefSeq lists its product as uncharacterized. NCBI's taxonomy places the organism in Eukaryota, Euglenozoa, Kinetoplastea, Trypanosomatida, Trypanosomatidae. Bases 1 to 1083 code for a protein of 360 amino acids. The transcript has a single exon. The record is from RefSeq and is a predicted model, not a curated record. Gene Ontology annotation, molecular function: protein binding.
AUGCAGGGCGUCACGUGUCUUUUUCAUGAUGGCGUGGGUAUGUUUUUGUCUCCUGUUGAUUUGCCGUUUCAUCGCAGAACUGCUCAACCAACAAGAUUAGAUGGCUUUUGGGCCUUUUUGUUCUGUUUUCCUUUGAUAGAGAGAGAGUGUGUGUGUGUGUGUGCCUUAUAUCCCUUCUGCUUCUCAUUUUUCUCUCCCUGUGCCGGCAUGUCUGCUUUUGACUUGGCGGAAGAGAUGUCCACUGGCUCGACAGAAGACGUUCAUAUGACCGAAGAGACUAUCAUACGGCGUUGCCGAAUGCAUCAAGGAUACACCACACCAGAGUUGAAUGAGAAGCUCUACCUUAAUCAUGUAGGCUUUAGAACGAUAUCUUCUCUAGACGCCUUUCACCAAUGUACCGUGUUGUAUCUCAACGACAAUGCGAUUAGCAGCCUCGAGGGACUUUGCCCACUGCAGCGGCUUCACUCUCUCUACCUUAACAACAAUGUCCUUCAGGAAUGCUGUACUCUUCCGGUAUUGCCUUCACUGCGUCUGCUUGAUAUUUCGAACAACAGUAUUGGGUCCUUUGCGGGGAUCUCCAACGCCCCGGGGCUGGAGACACUUCUUGCCGCCAGCAACCGUGUCACGAACUUGCAGGGACUGGAGCCACUCGGGCACCUUGUCACCGUUGACGUCUCCCAGAAUUGCAUAUCUCAGGCGGAUCAUGCACUUCCAUUGCUCUUUCAGAAAAAAACGGUCCGCACAUGUAUGUUACAAGGCAACCAAUUUGUGAGAACGACACCAUCUUACAGAAAAGUGGUAAUUGCUCAAAUGCCUUCUCUCCGAUUCCUAGACCAAUAUCCCGUUUCCCCUGAGGAGCGGAGCUGUGCCGAGGCGCACGCCAUUGGCGGGGUGGAGAUGGAAAAGGCAAAACGGAUGGAAAACGAGCGGAGGGAAGAGGAGGAAAGAAAAAAACAAUUUUUGUUUUUCAGCGAGGCACGCGCGACGGUGCGGGAGCGCCGAUUGACGGAGGGUCCGCGCGUGGGUUCCACAGCCUAUUUUGAAAACAACAAAUGCGACGACAUUUAUGUGCCGAACCGUUGA